Equus caballus (horse) is the source of this 6819-nucleotide messenger RNA. NCBI's taxonomy places the organism in Eukaryota, Metazoa, Chordata, Mammalia, Perissodactyla, Equidae. The record is from RefSeq and is a predicted model, not a curated record.
UUAUCAUAUUUAUCUAUUUUGUCUUGAAAAAUAUUCUUAUUUCCUCAUUGGUACAUUUAAAUAAUCUUUAUCCACUUAUUCUAGACGUCUGCCAGAAUUUUUUUAUUUUCAGAAAGUGAAUACCUUAAUUUUUUAGCUGACUUUUGUGUUUCGACUUCCAGUUGAGAAUCCUUAUAAACCUUACGUUGAACAGAUAUCUGUUGGGUGCUGGAUCAAUUUUAUUUUGAAACUGUUGUGGGGGUCAUAGUGAAUUCCUAAAGCAGUACCUGAAAACUAUUUGGCGAAAACUAAUUUAGGUGUUAAACAUUGAGAAAACUUCACCAUCACUCUUUAUUUAUUCAUUUCUAAAGAAUGCAUGGUAUUUAAGUGUAAUUCUAUUGUCUAUUAGAAGAAGCCCCAUAGCAGAAAUUGUAGUAAGUGUUACCUUGUUAACUUUGUAGUUUUCUAUCUUUCUCUGGGUAGAGACUGUCUAGAUAUCAGAUUGGUCAGCACUACACAGUGUCUUUAACUUCAAUGAGUAACUUCCAGUACACCCUAGAAAACAGUUACUUUACUUUAGGAAUCUAAUUCUGACCAUAAAUGUUACAAAUAUAAGUCUCAUUCCAACUUGUGUAAAAUGUGUUUCUAAAUGUCUGACGAUGUAGAUCAUAAGAAAAUGUUAAUUAAGAAUCUUUCCUACACUUUGAAAAUUUCAUGAAAUUCAUAUUUUACCUGAUAUUGAAGAAAAUACUUCCUGACGCGUACUUUGUUUCUUCAAGAAGACUUUCUCCUUUUUAUUGAAAGCUUCUGUUAGAGAUAUAAUGCUUGGGCAUUAAAGAUAUAUGUACAUGCUACUCUUUUAAUUCUCUUGAAAUUCUAGUCUGUAACUUAAAAAGUUACCCCUCCCAGUUUCGAUGAGGAUUAACUUUUUCUCUCCAUAUUCCAAAAGGCAGAAAUCUGGAGAUGAGGUUGUGCACAUGUAAAGCCGCUACACAUUAAACGUAUAUUUCUUGGACUGUGGCUUGAGACUUUCAAAUUGGUGGUUCUCCAUACUGUAUCUUUAGUUCAAGCUUUCAUUUUCUUUUUUAGUUGAUAUUUUAAAAACGUCCUUUGUACUUACAUUGUGUUUUGUUGUGUGGUUUAUAUUUCUGUUCAGGUAUUUUAUUUUUUAUUGUGUUAGGUAUUUUACAAGGUAUUUCUUAGUUACAAACUCAGUGGAACAAACUGCGAGUGGCCUUGAGAAUAGAGCCACAACAUAACCAGGAAAUGCAAGUAAAAUUCAUUUAGAAUAAAAUACUUCAGUAAUUUUUUGUCCUCUUGUAUUACACUGUUUGGUAUAUGCUACAAAGCAAUCUGAUUUUUUGUGUGUCAUUUUCUUUCUUUCAAUGUUUAAGUGUUCUCUGAGCUCCUCUGGUAAAGCUUAUGUUUGUCAGCACAACUCACCUUAAAUUCAGACGUACACUUUCAAAUGCCUCUGUCCUUGCACUUUUUUCAGGUUCCAUGUGCCACUUGAACUUGGGCCCAGGUGUUUCAUUAUGUUAUAUGGAUUGAGAAGUGCUAGAAAUGUCUUGUGCCUCCCCCUCCAAGAAAAAACCUCACCACUCCUCUGGUCUCUUAGAGCUAGUGUUAUUUAUUACUUAGUAUAUCCUCCAUAAUUAUAAAUUUUAUCCUUUAUUAUUGAUGACUGUAUUGAUAUAAUUGAUAAUUUAGUCUUUAUAUUGAUUUUAUUCUCUCCCAGAAUAUGGGCUGUCAUCAUAUGCAAAUUUUCAGAAGAUCAGUGACCAUCUUAGCAAUGAAUUUGUCUUUUGGGUCAUUAGAAAGCAUGAGCACACUGGGAUCCAAAGAGGUUAGGGUUCAGAAGAGCUGGGAAGUUCAAUUAGAUAGGUGAGCACAUGGAAACCACUUUAGUCUUUUGCCCAAUAGCCAUCACUCUGUGCUUCUGUAGGUACCAUUCCUCAACUCAAGCCCAACUCAUGAAACCAAUAAUGAAGCUCCCCUAUGCCAGUCCCUAAAUUGUAGUUACUAGAUAGGGCUAACUAUGUAAGUCAUAACCUAAUCUCAGAUGCUUUUGAGAGUGAAAGGGGCACUUUGAAUAAGUAUACAAGAUCACAGACAUAAAUGGAGGAUAUCCCAGGAAAAUUGAGGUCUAUAGUUAGCCUAUCCUUGGACAGAUAAUGUUACCUGUAUUAGCAACACCUGGAGUCCAUAUUGAACAUUCUAGUUCCCAGACUCCACCUCAGAAUUGCUGAAAAAUAAGUAGUACUGGCAAACUUACAUUUUAACAAGGACUCUAGGUGAUUCUUAUCCAACGGAAGUUUUAGAUCCAAUAGGCCUGUAAGAUGCUUGUCAAAGCAAGUUCCUAUUAUUUGACAGGAUGUAAUUUACCCCCCCUUUUCUUCUUUAUUGGAUAUUUAUAUUGGGACAUUUAUGUCAUUACCUGGUAUAAAAGUGCACAUAACAGGAAUGGAGUUUAGUUUAUAUCAUCACUUUGUGUUAAGAUGAUUAAUCAAUAAUAAACAUUUGUAGCCUCCAGAUAGUAGCUCAAACUGGACAUAGGUAUUGUGGAUGGAGAGAUAACUCAUUUUAACUUGUGCUUCAUAAGAAAAAUAAACUUCAAAAUCAGAAUUUGAAUGGUGGUUGGCACUAGAAUCAUUCUAAAGGAGUGGAGAAUUAUGAAAACAGAACUUAUUAGCACCCACAAGUCCAUGAAUUGUGACCCUCAUUUUUGUCAAUUUUCUUAUUCAGAAAUGUUGCUCUAUUUUUCAGCUCUUAAUAACAACUAAAAGAGUUCAAAAUUAUUGAUCUCUUUUAGAAAUAUCUCUUUCAUAAAUCAUAGCAUCCAUAAAGUAAAGAAGUUAACCUUUGUUUAAUAUCAAAGGUCCUCUUAUUAAAUUUUUCUUUUUUGGAAAAAGAGAAACCAAGUUUUUCCAAAAGCAUAGAUGUAUUAAUGGGGAAUUUCAGUUUUGAACAUAUGAUUCCAAGAACUUUGAGAGAGAGAAAAAGUAUUUUUAUAGCAGGUGGUGAUGAAAAACAUUAUUGACUCUGAUAAACCUAUUAAAUAACUCCAAAACUCUAUAUUUGGGGUAUUUGAAAAGCUUAAAUAUAACAAAGAUGAAAGCAGUUGUCACUGAAAGUAGAAUUAUUUUGUUUAGAAUAAUAAUUUAGAUUCUUUUUGUUCAUAUAAGAUGUAUAUCAAAAAGUGAAACUUCUCCCUGUAUAACUGAUUUCCUAGUAAAACCACUUUUCAGUUUUCUUAAAGACAGGAACCACCACUCAGUCGCAAUAGUAAAGGCAUGGUAGAGUGACAAUGUUCUAUAGGUAAUAAUUUUUCCCAAGGAGCCUAUUUUGGUCUUGAACAUUAUGAAAAUAAAUGUAACUAAAUUGAGGCCUGAGAAUAAUUGCCAUGUGUGAAGCACUCAUUCUCCUUAAGGUACUAUCCUAGGCACUUAAUAUGUAUAAUUCACACAACCACCGUAUUAUUAUUAUCAUGCAAGUGGAAACUGAGACAGAGAGAGGUUAAAUUAUUUUCCCCAAAUCACACAACUACUAAGUUGGAGGAUAGGAAUUGGAAUGGCGAAAUUUCUGAUGUUGAAGCCAGUGAUCUUCUCUCUAUUUUAGUGAUGACUGGAAUUUAGGAGUUGCGAACACCUCAUUGAGAGUUGAUACUUGAAAUUACUGUCUAAAUAAGGUUUAUUUAAUCUCAAAAUAAUGACAAAGAGAAAUGAAUUAAGUGUUAGAACUUGAAAAGACCUAAACUUGUUACCAGCAAAAUACUAGUACUCAGUACUAUACAAAUAUUAAGGAUAUUUUCAAAAUUAGCCAGUGAUAACCAUGAUUAGGGAAGGAGUUACUUCUCUGAGAUACUACAUUCAAAAAUGCUGCACUAUGGAUGGACGAUGAUUAUUAUUAUACACGAAAAAGACGAAGUCCAGACAGAUACAAAUACGUAAAAAUAGAAUUAAAAGGAAUGAAAGGAAAGUUUUUAAACUCAUGGAAUUGUACUUACACAUUAAGCCACUCGAUGUCGCUGUCUUCCACAAAAUGGCUUUUCGGAACAAAGGCAUAAUCCCGUGUUUCUCAAGGACUAGGAAGGCGCUACAUUCUGAGAUCUCAGCCAUUUCCAUAAAAUUGGAUGUGAGAAACCAAAUAGGAAAACUCGGGACGUGUGUGUGUUCUAGACCGCCGAUCCAUCGAUUUGUAAAACAGGAGAAAAGUGUGAUGUUGGUCUAUAGACCCAGCGGCCCGAGAGCCUGGUGCCUGCUUCUCUCGCUUCUGCUCAUCGCAACGGGGCAGGUGGGGAGCGGCCAGGUCCACUACUCGGUCCCUGAGGAGGCCAAACACGGCACCUUCGUGGGCCGCAUCGCCCAGGACCUGGGGCUGGAGCUGGCGGAGCUGGUGCCGCGCCUGUUCCGGGUGGCGUCCAAAGGCCGCGGGGACCUUCUGGAGGUAAAUCUGCAGAACGGCAUUUUGUUUGUGAAUUCUCGGAUCGACCGCGAGGAGCUGUGCGGGCGGAGCCUGGAGUGCAGCAUCCACCUGGAGGUGAUCGUGGACCGGCCGCUGCAGGUUUUCCAUGUGGAGGUGGAAGUGAAAGAUAUUAACGACAACCCGCCGGUCUUCUCCGUCUCAGAACAAAAGCUCUCAAUACCCGAAUCUCGACUGCUUGACUCUCGGUUUCCGCUAGAAGGCGCAUCUGACGCGGAUGUUGGAGAGAACGCAAUGCUUACUUACAGGCUCAGUCCAAAUGAGUUUUUCAUUCUUGAUAUUAUAAAUAAAAAAGACAAAGGCAAACACCCAGUGCUUGUUCUACGAAAACUGCUAGAUCGCGAAGAAAAUACUCAGCUUCGGUUACUAUUAACGGCAACUGACGGAGGCAAACCUGAACUUAUAGGAUCUGUUACUCUCCUGAUCCUAGUGUUGGAUGCCAAUGAUAAUGCCCCGGUAUUUGACCGAUCCGUUUAUGAAGUAAAGAUGUAUGAAAAUUCAGCGAACCAAACGUUGGUAAUAUGGCUAAACGCUUCUGACGCGGAUGAAGGGUUAAACAAAGAAAUGCUAUAUUCAUUUAGCUCUUUGGUCCCACUCAGCUUAAGAAGAAAAUUUCUAAUGAAUGAAAGGACGGGAGAAAUAAGAUUAAAUGAUACUAUUGACUUUGAGGAUAGCAACACUUACGAAAUUCAUGUAGAUGUUACAGAUAAAGGAAACCCACCUAUGGCUGGUCACUGCACCGUCCUAGUGGAAAUCCUAGAUGAAAAUGAUAAUUCACCUGAGGUGGUUGUCACUUCUGUGGCUCUCCCUGUGCGAGAGGAUGCUCAGGUGGGCACUGUCAUCGCCCUGAUCAGCGUUUCCGACCGUGACUCUGGCGCCAACGGACAGGUGACCUGCUCACUAACACCUCCUUAUGUCCCCUUCAAGCUGGUGUCCACCUUCAAAAAUUACUAUUCGCUCGUGCUGGAUAGCGCCCUGGAUCGGGAGAGCGUGGCGAACUACGAGGCAGUGGUGACAGCGCGGGACGGGGGCUCGCCUUCACUGUCGGCCACGGCCAGCGUGUCCGUGGAGGUGGCCGACGUGAACGACAACGCGCCUUCGUUCGCGCAGCCCGAGUACACGGUGUUCAUGAAGGAGAACAACCCGCCUGGCAGCCACAUCUUCACGGUGUCUGCGCGGGACGCGGACGCGCAGGAGAACGCGCGGGUGUCCUACUCGCUGGUGGAGCGGCGCGUGGGCGAGCGUGCGCUGUCGAGCUACGUGUCGGUGCACGCGGAGAGCGGCAAGGUGUACGCGCUGCAGCCGCUGGACCACGAGGAGCUGGAGCUGCUGCAGUUCCAGGUGAGCGCGCGCGACGCGGGCGUGCCGCCUCUGGGCAGCAACGUGACGCUGCAGGUGUUCGUGCUGGACGAGAACGACAACGCGCCCGCGCUGCUGCCGCCUGGGGCGGGCGGCGGGGCCAGCGCGGUGAGCGAGCUGGUGUCGCGGUCGGUGGGCGCGGGCCACGUGGUGGCGAAGGUGCGCGCGGUGGACGCGGACUCUGGCUACAACGCGUGGCUGUCUUUCGAGCUGCAGCCGGCGGCGGGUGGCGGGCGCAGCCCGUUCCGCGUGGGGCUGUACACGGGCGAGAUCAGCACGACUCGCGCCCUGGAUGAGGCAGACGCGCCGCGCCAGCGCCUGCUGGUGCUGGUGAAGGACCACGGCGAGCCGGCGCUGACGGCCACGGCCACCGUGCUGCUGUCUCUGGUGGAGAGUGGCCAGGCUCCGAAGACCUCGUCACGGACGUCGGCGGGCACCGCAGAGACGGCGCUGGUGGAUGUCAAUGUGUAUCUGAUCAUCGCCAUUUGCGCGGUGUCCAGCCUGUUGGUGCUCACGCUGCUGCUGUACGUGGCGCUGCGGUGCUCGGCGCCGCCCAUCGAAGGCGCGUGCGGGCCAGGGAAGCCCAGGUUGGUGUGCUCUGGAGCGGUGGAGAGCUGGUCUUAUUCACAGCAGAGGCGGCAGAAGGUGUGCUCUGGGGAGGGGCCACCCAAGGCGGAUCUCAUGGCCUUCAGUCCCAGCCUCCCACCGUGUUCAGUACUAGAUGCGGAAGUGGAAGAACAGUCUAUUGGAGGGGACCCUUCUAGGAAGGUGGGUUAUACCCUUUUUUUUUCAUAUUAUGCUUUGAGAAUAAUAUUUUGUUUCAACAUUUUUUCCCCUCAAAUAUAUGUCUCGGAAUAUCUUCAUGCUUUUGUCUAUAUAGUGUAUUCCAGAAUACCUUAAAUAUUUCUAGUAAUACCUGUGGUAAUAUAGAUUAUUCUGAAAGUCAAUUUUAUAUUUUGUCUAUCACACCCUGUGCAUCAAUUUUCGCUUGAUAUUUCA